Molecule: messenger RNA, 2553 nt
Organism: Rattus rattus (black rat)
Lineage: Eukaryota; Metazoa; Chordata; Mammalia; Rodentia; Muridae
Product: spermatogenesis-associated protein 31D4-like
Source: RefSeq, a predicted model, not a curated record
AUGGAGAACAUCCUCUCUUUUCUGAAUAGAUAUAUUGAACCAUGGUUAGGCUUUGGAUCAACAUUCUUGAAUACUGGUUCCAAUUACAUCUUCCUGAGUGGAGUGGGGUCUAUCCUUCUAUACCUAUGGUAUUUGAUAUUGAAACCAUUCUUCCCAUCACCUUGGAAAAGUCAGGACAUCAAAAAGUGGCAGGGUACAGAUAACAAAGGAAGGAGGAGGUCACUUAAAGGUUGCAGAACUUCCCAGAAAAAAAUACAGGAGCAGAGGAAGCUGCUGUCUGUUGUGCAAAGCCCCAUAGGUGAGCUGUAUGAUUCCUCCCGCUUUCGGCAGCUAUUGUGUCCAGAUCCCUUCUGUGAUGUGUGUAAUGGAGCGACUGCUAAGAUCGACCGUCUGCUUUUUCAGGCCACCCCGCAAGAUGGCACUGCCUCCAUGUCCAGUAUGGACUCCACAGUUUCUGUGACUGAGACUUUGUCCCUUCCUCUCCCAGAAAAUACUGUAGGAGAUCUAAUUUCAGAUCCUACAUAUGAGCCUUCUCUACAGUCUUCCUCCAUUAUUCCACCUCACCAGAGUGUGCACUUGGAAGACACACUUUCUGCCUCACCACUGGAUGAUUGUCUACUACCAGAGUCUCCUGUGAAUGCUGAAUGCCCACUGGACCACGAUUCUCUCCAUCCACUUGCCUCUUUAUCUCUUCCACAACAACACGCCACUCAGGAAACAGAACUGCUUCUCCCGCCAGCAACUGUUCUCUCUCUGGUAGGCAGCCCGUGGGAGCUUUUCAAUGAUGUCCCAAUAAAUGAAGGCAUUUGUAGUUCAGAUCAUGCAGUGUCAGAAUUUAUCCAGCAGCAGACUGAUACACGCAACUCUUCCCAGUUGGAGCCAGCACAUUCGGAUAACCAAGAGCUUCUUGACCUCCAUUCACCUGAAUCCUACUUAUGGGGAAACACCACAACUUACCUCACCUUGUCUGGAAACCUUAACUUUUCCAGCCUUGGUACUAUGGCACUAUUUGAAACACAAGACGGGGGGAUGACUGAUUCACUUAAAACUUGGGGUAAAACCUCAGAGUUUGAUCAUCAGAACUUGGCAGUUUCCCAUCCUUUGGGGAGCAGCAAAGAGAGACAUCACAUACCCGAGAAGUUGCCUUAUUCCAAGACCUCUGAAGAUCAGUUAGAGGAUAAACAUACCCAGUUUUUCUGUGGACUCCCUUCUCUACACAGUGAGUCCAUGAAGUCUAUUGCCUCUGUGUUGACUGAUAGUUCCCUGACCUCUGGAUGCUGCAACAGAUUAUUAGAUUCCCCAGUGCUUACCCACCACACAACUCUGCCCUUGCCUGAAAGUCAACUAACUAACUUCUCCCAAAGUCUGUCCCAAUCUCAGUACCAACCUAUCCCUCAAGUGAACCCCCAGGCCCAGCUUCAAUCCUCAAUUCCAGUGCUGUCACCUUCUCUUUCCCAACAUAAGAUCUGUGGGGUAUAUUUUCACAGCCCCCAGGAUGAAGCACAACCUCUUGAUCCAUCUGCAAUCCACUGCCUGGAAUAUAACAUCUUGAAAAAGGAACAGGAGAGAGUAUGGGGUUUACCCACUGUGGUAAAAAACUCCCAGCAAGAAUUUUGUCCCCCACCUCCCAAGCCCUCAUUGGUCACUCAGCCCUCCAAGAUCCAUGUUCCAAGGUCCAUCUCUCUUGAAAAUUGCCUUAUCACCAUUGACCUCCGGAAGAAAUUUGAGCACCACCUUCGAAAGAGGCUUAUCCUACAAUGCUGGGGCCUACCCAAGAGGAUCCGUGAGUCUCUGUCAUGGAUGAAUCCUCAGGGCGAACUUCCAGAGUUAUCCCCAUCUAAAAGUAACUAUGGACUUUCAUGGAUCUCUUUCUUUAAGCAACAUGGCAGGAAAGACCUACACAAUAUUGUAGACCUAACAAUAUUGAACCAACCUGGAAGCUUCCCAGCAAAGCAGUUAAAGAAACUGUUGAAAGCAAAGGGACACAGCCUAGAAACUGUUCAAAAACAGCAGACAUGGAGUAACACUAAGGGCACUCUAGAUAAUGGCCUGCAAUUUGACUGUGAGAUAAACUUACAAUGCCCCUCAGACAGUCCUUCAUGCAAACCUUCAGGAACCUCAGAGGUGAGCCGAUGUCAGAAAAAACUUGAAACUUCUCUGAAAGAACACUUGACCAUACAUCUCAAUGAAACCAAUGAGGGUCAGAUCACUAGCACUAUGUUCAGAUCAAGGCAUGGUCCUUUCCCUUUUACUUGUGUGACCAAGCAAGAACACGAGGCCCAGAUGCCUUCUGAUAAUAAGGGUGGGCUUGUAAAAAGCACAUCUACAGUGAAAAAGUCUGUCUUACACACCAGGCCGGUAGAGUCAGAGGGCAAUAGAUACAACUCAGAUGUGCCCAGAAUGUUGGCUGAGGUUGGUUCGGUGCCAUUGGGUAAGAGACUUAAUUCUGGCAAAACAGUUCAGAGCUCUCAAGUAACAAAGAUGAUUGACAAAAAAGCAUUUGUAUCCAAUAAGGUCAGUAAGGGAGGGCACCUCAGUGGUCUUCAACCAUGA